AUGAGCCAUGAGAACGAGCCUCUCGUCGUCUCGACACCAGAAGCCUGUCUACACCAGUCGGAUCUAGACACCUUGAAGCAUGACGAGUGGCUUGGCGACAAUGUCCUAACUUUCCAUGCCGAGUGGCUCAAUGCGCUCAGCGGGCAACUCGACAGAGGCAGCUCCUUGUCUCAGGUUAAGAUGUUUCCGCCUUCUGUCGUAGAAGUGCUGUGCACACUUGAUCAUGCCUCUUUCGAAGACGUUGCGGCUAUUGUACCAAGACCGAAGGAAGGCUACCUACUUGUGCCUGUCAAUGACCGCUAUAGCCCAUCAAGUCCAGGCCACGCAUCUUUAGGAAGUCAUUGGAGGCUUCUGCUAGUGGCUGCAAGUAAGCCAGUCGCCCAUCAUCUAGACUCUCUCGGUGAUUGCAAUCAAUCCGCAGCCAACGCAGUAUACGCCAGCAUACUCAAGCUCAUACAGCCAGGAAAGAAUCACAGCAAAGCUACUGCCGUUCCUAGAAAAGUGCACUGUCUUCAAGGACAGGUCAACGGCAGCGACUGUGGCAUCUAUGUCCUUCUUCUCUCUAGCCUUUUGCAUCGUCAACUCAACAAGUCAUCAUCAGAUCCUUGCGACGUCGACGCUGUUGUCGAAGCAGUUUGCGCAGACGCCACACCAGACAAUGUCGGUCGCUUCCGUCAGGCAUAUCUUGACUGGCUACAGAAGUGGGGGGAUAUCACGCACCAUCAAGAGCAUGUCGAGCCAAGUCAACAGAUCAAGGCUCGUUUUCUAAAGCUUUUCUCGGAUCUCGGUGUGGAGUAA
Molecule: messenger RNA, 798 nt
Organism: Ustilago hordei
Lineage: Eukaryota; Fungi; Basidiomycota; Ustilaginomycetes; Ustilaginales; Ustilaginaceae
Exons: 2
Coding region: 1-798 (265 amino acids)
Biological process (GO): proteolysis
Molecular function (GO): cysteine-type peptidase activity; deNEDDylase activity
Source: RefSeq, a predicted model, not a curated record